Molecule: messenger RNA, 1515 nt
Organism: Diversispora eburnea
Lineage: Eukaryota; Fungi; Glomeromycota; Glomeromycetes; Diversisporales; Diversisporaceae
Source: the annotation of a GenBank genome assembly
AUGUCGCCAAAAAAGUUAAAACCUAGAUUUAAAAGUCUUGGAUUGCCUAUUAAAAUUAAUAAUGAAUUGUUGGCCAAACAAAUGAAGAAGUUAAGGGUAUCGAAUAAUUCUUCGAACAAUGCUUCGAAUAAUGCUACCACUCCAUCAAUAUCUCGGGCAAGCAAAAUUAAUAAUUCACGGCAAACAUUAUCUAAUGCUAAAGAUAAUAAAAAUGAUAUAACUGAUAUUACAAUGACAGAAAGUUCUACAAUGGCAACAAAAAAUUCUUCUUUGAAAAACAGUAAUACACCACCGAAAACAAAUGCAAAUUCAAAUAAAUUGAAAAAGACAGGAAAAUCGGUUAAAUUUAGUUUACCAGAUGAAUCACAAUCUAUUGAACGGAGCAAAGCUUUUAAUGAAAAAGUCAAAGAGGAACGAAGAAAACUGAAAAUGAAUAAGGAAUUACAAUUGCAACAAGUAAUGUCCGCGCUGAAUGUUAAUGACACAGUACAAGAAUCAGCUUUAGAGUGGAAAGGAAGUCUCGUCAAGGCGGAUCCAAUUCAAAAUAUCGCUACAGUUAUCGUGAAACCUUUUCCUGGACGAUUUCAAAGACUAAAGUUAUCUAAACGUCCAAGAGUUCCAUAUAUUCUUUAUGAAAAAACUUUUCCUUGUAAUAUUAUGAGUAAUAUAAUCAUUGACAAUGAAACUAUUCAAAAUGUUCCAUUAAAUUGGAAUGUUGGGACUUUCAUUUAUAUUUAUAAUUGUCAUGAUAUUUUGAAAAUCUUUAAAAAUCCUGGUAUUAAAUAUAUGGACUUUUCUCCAGAUUCGAACGAUUGUUUUGAAGUUAAAGAUAUGAGAAAUAUAAUACAACACUUGGGGGCUAUUCUUUAUGAAGAUUAUAACGAUGAAAUUGAACUGAUUCAUUAUCUUUUUGGAAAACAAGUUCUCUUUAUUCCUAAUUUAAUAAAUCUCAAACGAUUACCUAAUUGUAAAUUCUUUGGAUAUGGAAUCGAUCCAAAAUCUCAAAAUUCCUUUACCUUGGAAGAAUAUUUUCCCCAAGGUGGUUAUGUGACCGCAACAACUUCAGUAUUAAUCAACGAACAAGAUGCCAUAGAUCGAAUACUUGCCAUUAUGAAUUAUCAAAGUUAUAAACAUAACGGAGCAAAAUGGGAAUUAGUUUUAAAUGAGAAUAUUUUAGAAUAUUUAGCAUAUGUGGCAACAAAUUCAACGGAACGUGAUCAAUAUUAUGCGAAAAUAGCUUAUCUUGAUUUAAUAAUGUAUGCAAAAGCAAAUAAAAUUAGAUAUUUUUCAUCGAGAGAAAUAUUCAAGACCAAUUUGAAAACUGCGGAACCUCCGACUAUGCUGUUAAGUACUCAUCGUACAAUGAUACGAGUUCACACUAUGAAUUGGAAAAAAUGCCGUCACUUUAUUUUAAUCUAUGAUUCAUCAGAAGAUUUAUCCAAGAGAGUUCCCAUUGACGGUGUUGAAUUAUUAACACUUGAAGGAUUUGAAUCACAAUUUGGCGAAAAAACCUGA